AUGCUCCGCCCGGGCCCGCUGCUGCAGUCGCUCGCCCUGCUCUGCCUCUGCCCGCGCCGCCCCGGCCCCGGCCCCGGCCCCGUCUGGGGCAGGCGGGCGGCGGGCGGCGGCGCUGCCUGGGACCCGCCGCCGGCCAACGGCUCCGGCGCGGCGCCCUGGUGCCCCUACAAGGUGUUCGGCGAGGGCCAGGCCAGCGGCCGCCUCUGCUUCAGGAGCCCGGCGCGGGACUUCCAGUGCCCGCCGGCCAGCUGCAGGGCGCACCGCUCGCCGGGCCGCGCCCUGGUGGCCAACGUGCUGGCCAACGGCAGCGUGCUGCUGCAGUGGCGGGCGCCCGGCGGCCACCUGCGGGGCUUCGCCCUCAACUGCUCCUGGGCCGGCACCUACACCCGCUUCCGCUGCGGCAGCGUCCAGCUGGGGGCCAGCUGCCGCGACUACCUGCUGCGCGACGCGCACGGCAGCGUGCGCUACCGCCUGUGCCUCCAGCCCCUGGCCCGGGCCGGCGGGCCGGGCGCGCCCCGCGCCGAGUGCGUGGAGUUCAGCCUGGAGCCGGCCGGCCUGCGGGACAUCGUCGUCGCCAUGACGGCCGUGGGGGGCUCCAUCUGCGUCAUGCUCGUCGUCAUCUGCCUGCUGGUGGCCUACAUCACCGAGCACCUCAUGCCGCCGGCCGCCGCCGCCGCCAAGAGGGGCACGUAGGGCGCGGGCCCCGGCCGGGUGGGGGCCGCUCCACAGCCCGGGCCUGCCACCGGCCCCUGGGGCCGGGGCCUGGAGCGCCCUCUGCAGCCGGUGGGGGGCUGGGACCGGGCCCUAGAGCCGGGGGGGGGCCUGGAGCGCCCUCUGCAGCCGGUGGGGGGCUGGGACCGGCCCCUAGAGCCGGGGGGGGCCUGGAGCGCCCUCUGCAGCCGGUGGGGGGCUGGGACCGGCCCCUAGAGCCGGGGGGGGGGCCUGGAGCGCCCUCUGCAGCCGGUGGGGGGCUGGGACCGGGCCCUAGAGCCGGGGGGGGCCUGGAGCGCCCUCUGCAGCCGGUGGGGGGCUGGGACCGGCCCCUAGAGCCGGGGGGGGCCUGGAGCGCCCUCUGCAGCCGGGGGGGGCUGGGACCGGCCCCUAGAGCCGGGGGGGGGGCCUGGAGCGCCCUCUGCAGCCGGUGGGGGGCUGGGACCGGCCCCUAGAGCCGGGGGGGGGCCUGGAGCGCCCUCUGCAGCCGGUGGGGGGCUGGGACCGGGCCCUAGAGCCGGGGCCUGGAGCGCCCUCAGCAGCCGGGGGCUGGAAUCUGCCCUGGAGCUCUAGAGCCAGGGGGCUGGACCCAACCUCUAAAGCCAGGGCCUGGAGCUUUCUCUGCAGCCAGGGGGAUGGAACUGGCCCCUGGAACCGGGGCCUGGAGCUUCCUCUUCAGCCAGGGGCCUGGAACCCUAUACCGAGCUUGGGCAUGGUGGAUCCCUCUCUAUCCAGGGUAGAGAUGGACACUGCUCUUCCUAGCUGACUCCAAAAUGCAUAUUGAUCACAGUGCUGUAGGGGGUAGACUUUGACUAAAGCGUUAUCUGGGGGUUACCAAAGCCUUAUAACCUUUCUAUUCCUGCUAGCGGUGACAAUGAAAGUUUAAAUCCAGAGGAAACCAGUGCCAUCACUCAGAGCAGAUUUGCAGCAACCUGAGGGACCUCAGUACCAUUGUAUGACUCAAAGAUUUUUUGAGUUGUAUCCGGUAUUAUUUUCCAUAGAGGACUUUCUAUAGAUCAGUCUUCACUAGACCAAGGGAAGUUUUAAAUAGCUAAAGGAAACUGUGUUUAGAAAGAAGCAAGGGAGAAAUAGUUGCACAUUCAGGUGUCUGAACAUCAGUGUUGUGUGUUAAUGAACUUAUACUGUGAAAUAUUUGUGAGGGAUGUCAUUGUGGUUGGGCAUGCAGACAUUACUAAUAGAAAAGUAAGUGUUAUAGAAUCCUGAAAGAUUGGGUUAUAAGCAACCUUCGAGAUAAUGUUGAUGUGUGCAUUUUAUUGUGAUUUUUUAGAACUAAACAUUACACAAGACGAUAAGAGAUGGGACAGAGAAAGCCCCAACUCCUCACACUAUGUGCCAUAUCCUAGAUUGUUACGUUUGUUCUGCAAUCGUGUUACACAGGAAAAUUCCCAGGAAAAUAGAGUAAGUUAAUAAUAGGAUCAAAAUUAGGCAUAUUAAUUAGUGCUGAUUUAAAGCACUCAGAAAUAUAAGCCUGUUCUUUAGCACAUAUUUCUUUAGGUACCACUGUUUUUAUGAAAUUGUUUUCUUUCAUUUUAUUUGCAGACCAGUUGUUAAAAUACCACGGUCUUUUUGUUUUAAUAGCAAAUUUGCCAAGUGUAUCAUUUAAAGGUUGGGAAUUUUGUUGUCUAUUUUUGGUUUAAAAAAAAUAAAGUAAAUUAAAAAGCAGCUAUUCUGCCUGAGCCGUACCCAGUUUUCAAACUUAAAAUAUCUCAGUGAGAUAAAAAUCAAGAAUCUGCAUGAAGUGCUAGCAAACCUGCAGUUUUGAAAAGUAAACUAACUUAUUUUUAGAGGCCUCAAAUCAAAAAAGCACUUAAACACAUGAUUAACUUUAAGCAUAUGCUUAAAUCCCAUUGAUUUAGAUGUGCCUAAUUGCUUUCCUGAAUUGGAAUGCUAUCCUGAAACUUGGCCAAAGAGCGUAGAUCAAUACAGCUUAAGAAACUCGGGGGCUGAUGCAGAGUCCACUGAACUGAGUGGAAAAACUCCCAUUGACGGCGGUGGGUUUUGGAUCAAGCCCUAUGCUAAGCAGCUCAACAACUCGGGCCCAGGCCUGCCCCUAUUGAAAUCAACAGGAGUUUUGUCAUUGACUUCAACAGCAUUACGCCCUUUCAAAAGUAACAAUGUUUUUAGAAAAAAAAAAUGGAUCUAGCCAAUGAAUCUCCGGUUUCUGCCUGCUGCAAUUUAAAAAGGCCAAUUGAACAGAGUCUGAAAACUGGGCUUCAUAAUGAAACAUGAACUGAGCUUUAAUUAUAGCGGUGUGAAAAAUACACAAUAAUAACUACUAUGGCUAGUCUUUGCUACCCCAUCUUUGAAAAUGCAAUACACCUUAGUUCCAUUAAGGUAACACCUCCUAAACGCUGAAUUCUGUCAUGUAGGAGCUGAGUAUUUUUAAUACAGGAGCACGAGCUGUAAUCCGCUCACUCGAAGUGAUAGUAAACUAGGAUUUUAGCUAAACUCUAGAAUUCAUUAUAUUGUGCCUUAGAGUUGAAAGUUUGACCCAUUUAUAUUGACCUUUCUGUUCUUGUUGUAAAUGUUAUAGGAACGUGUACCUCCCACAGUGUUUUGUCUAGUUGAUAGGAAAAUAAACCUAGACUCGCUGAAUAUUACUUGAAUUUUAAUGUAUAUUUAAAAUAGAGUAAAUUACCUUCCUAGAGCUUCUGUGUUAGUUUUUGUUUAGUCUUGUCUCCACAUAGUUGACGGGUGUAACGAAAAUCUAAUAUUAUAUCACAUUAAAAAUAACGGUAGGGGGAAAAUAGGGUUUGUGUAACAGUGUAUUAUUAAUUGAUCACAUAUGAAACUCAAGUGUUUUGUCUGAAUAAACACACGUUUAUAAUCAGUAAAUGCCCAGUGGGCAUUUCUUGGGUAGUAUGGAAGACCUAAAACUUGUAAGUAGAUGGCAUAUGUAGAAACCCUCUAGAAUCCAUUGUUAAAAUACAAUAUUUGUACUAAUCAGAUGAGUAUAGCCAUACAACAGCCUACAUUUCUCUUUUUUUCCACAUUGUGUGUUUUAAAUCCAUCAAGCAAACUUAUUUCUCUUUAGGACUGAAAUAAUUUGAGGGUGGUCAGGAAGCUGAAGGUCUGUAUUUUGUCAGAUAAAAAUACCUUUCUUUUUCAUUAUUUCUUCAUGUUUUCCUUCUCACAAGCAGCUUGCUGUAAAUUACACUUCUUCCCUUCAUGAGUUUCUUGCCUAUGAACCUUGGUUUAAAACCACCUGACUAUUUAAAAUAUAAUUGCAAUUGGGGGAUGAGCCCUGACAGAGAAUAUCAUUCACUUUUCCCCCCAAACAGAGAGAAUGUGUGAAAUCUGAAAUUAGUUCAAGAAAAUUAAGACAAGUUGUACCUAGUGGAGUCAUGUCAUCCUUUGUGUAAAUCCAUUGAAUUCAGUGCAUUUAAACCCACAGUGAAUUUGGCCCUGUUUCCUUUGAAGGCUUCACAUGCAUCUAUCCUAUGACCAAUUCUAGGCAGGAUUAGUAGAGUGGAACUCGUAUUGUACAUUUGGACCAAUUUCUGUCACUCGCUGUUGCUGCCUUGUCCUUCGUCUUGCCAUGAAUUGCCAGACUUGAAAGUUAAAUGUAUAAUUAAUGAGCCUUGUAUCACCUUGGAGUUGACCUUAAUGAAUUAAAAGAAAAUAAUAAAAACGUAACAAAUUCUGA
This is a messenger RNA of Dermochelys coriacea (leatherback sea turtle), 4378 nucleotides long. RefSeq names its product fibronectin type III domain containing 10 (gene FNDC10). The record is from RefSeq and is a predicted model, not a curated record. Bases 1 to 693 code for a protein of 230 amino acids. Gene Ontology annotation, molecular function: protein binding. NCBI's taxonomy places the organism in Eukaryota, Metazoa, Chordata, Testudines, Dermochelyidae. The transcript has a single exon.